GAAAUCAUGAGCGUGUACACUUAAAUUUCUGAGGUCAAAUUAUAAAACGACAUGAGAAAUGUAUUGAAGUGUACAGUUGAACAUUUCAGUACAAUGGAAGUCAGAUGUUAAAUUUAAUUAUUGUGUCAUACACAGGGAUUCGCUCAGGGUUGCCGUCAGUGGAAGCUGAAAAAUGAUAUAUCAGAAUUUGUCAUAUCAAUAGACCAUCUUUGGAGGUAAUGUACAUACGAUUAAGGCAAACGGUCAAUGUCUGGUUUGAUUUCAUGAUAAGGUUACUGCCUUACACGACACGAGCCUAAAUGGUUUGACGUACCAUUUGAAUUGAAUGAGAGAGUAUCAUCCGAGUACGUUUGGAUGGAGAGCAUCGCUAUAGAUUAACAUGUAACAGCACUUCAGCCAUGGAUGUUCUAAAUAAACGUUCGAAUCGGAAGUUUAUCAUAGCCGGGGUAGUAUGCUGCUUGGUGACGUUAACGUUACUAACGCUGAUGACGCGUUUAGGUGGAACGUGCCAAAUCCACCACAGCCCCGUGCCUCCGUAUCUUGACAAAACAGCGCAAAUCAAACACCCCAGAAAAAUGGAUGAAAAUAAAAUUGAAGUUGAUGAGCUACUUCAAAAGAUACGAGUUAUAUCUGAUAAGAUACGCCAACUAGAACACAAAAUCGAGCCAUCAGAUCAAGAACUCGACGCUUCUAAUACGACCAACUGGAAUAACAAUUGGGAUAAAAUGGAGAACAUUAACCGAACAGUUCUCUACAAGACACACAUCACCCUUGUCGUUGGAGGAGAAUCUAAGGGUGGUCAAAUAACACCUAAAGGUCUUCGUCAAAUGAGUCAGACAGCCGUUGCUAUAAGAGAUAUAUACCAACAACGAACAGUCAGAAUCAUACAUGCAGAGGAUCAUUCUAGCAAAAGAUCUGCCAUUGAGAUAUCUCGAGUCACACAUGGAGUGAUUUCCCAGGAUUCAUUGCUAGAUGGAGGAUAUCCUGGGACACCCGACCCUGUAGUGAACGAAACAGCUUUACCAUUAAUGGAUAUCAGAGGCUAUGUAGAGUUUCGAGAUUCUGCGAGACUAGAAGCGGGAUUUAGACGGUUUAUACAUCACGGGGAGAAAAUGGAGUACGGAACAGUGCUUGUUGCACCGGAAGUUGUUGUUAAAUACUUCAUACUAAGGUCGCUUCAACUUCCGGUUUCAAUGUGGCAAAGACUCAGCUUGGAAACUGGGAGUAUUUCAACGAUAAGAGUCGAAGUACACCAUGGCGUCUUGGUCUCAGCUAUUGGUAGUAUAGGACAUCUGACAAAAGAGUAAAAUAUUUAAACUAAAUAGAAAUUCAAGACUGAUGAACCAGAUCUUGUGUUUUGAAAAUUUAUCGAUUAUUAAGGUUUUACACCAAUGGUCAUAUGUAUAGAAUAUUUUGCAUUUUUAGCUUUUAACACAGAUUCAAGCAAUUUUAGCUAAAGAAAUGUAUAUUUUAUUUUUCAAAAUUCAUGCUUUGAUCAAAAUCCAUGAUUUUUAUAGUUUAAUUAAUAUCGAGUUACACUAGUGUUGAAGAUUUGAUUGCACCGUUUCAAUGUCAACCACAACGCUCAAACUGAAAAUAGCGAGGUCAAAACAUCAAGUUUGAUCAAGUGAAACUAGAUUGCAAGGGGGCAUUGCCUUGCAGCAGUGUGUGGACGGCAAUGAGUGUUUCACAAAUAAAGCAUAGAAUAAUAAGUGAGUGGAACCAAGGGAAGGUGAUGACCAUCUUCUGAAAACCAAAUGAUUAUGAGCUUGAAAAUGGACCCAUGAAAAAAGCAAAAGCUAUGCAAAUGUUUAAGCAGAUGCGUUGCCAAUGAGUCCAGCAGCACCGAAAGUUUCAGUGGGUCGAUCAAUUGCGCCAUUUAUUGUUGCAUGAAUUCUAGAAUCAUAUUUUCCACAAGGGUCGACCCAGACCAGCCCAAUCCUUUGUAGAAUUUUGCCGAUAGAUUGCUUUAUGAGUAGCUUCAUAUCGUCUCUGAAUUCAUCAAAGUCAGACAAUUAGAAAUCAUUUGAUCUAUUUGCUCCUGUAAGUGUUGCAAGUCUUAUGUUUAAUGAUGUAUAAGCUAGAGAGCUGAAUUUCCUUUGUCUCAACGAUUUGUUAAGAAAGUUGAGAAUGUAAAAACGUGUAGUGAUUUUGCACAGUGGUAAAUCUCCCUACAUCGAUGCCUCU
This is a messenger RNA of Owenia fusiformis, 2187 nucleotides long. NCBI's taxonomy places the organism in Eukaryota, Metazoa, Annelida, Polychaeta, Sabellida, Oweniidae. The record is from the annotation of a GenBank genome assembly.